AUGGAUCCCGGAAGGCAAGCAAUGAUCAACGGCUGGAAGCCGCCGACAAAGAACAGAGACCGCGACGUCACAGCUCCGCGCUACGACACGUCGAAUCGAAUCGCGAAGCCGUCCCGACCACCACCCGCGAAGGCCAACACGGCAGCAGCCGCCGCUGCCGGCAGGUAUCUCACGCAAGACCAACAAUCCGAACAAUUCAUUGCCGACGAAGACAAGUUCGUGUUAAAGCAGGCCAAAAAGAAGGCCGACAUCCGAGUGCGGGAGCAGCGCGCCCAGCCCAUCGACUACCUCGCUUUCGGUUUGCGCUUCAUCGAUUCCGAUCGCGACAGCUUCGACGACGACGAUGGAGACGCACACAUCCGGAUUCCCGCGCCUAUGGCCGUUCUCCAAGGCCUCAACGCUGCCGAGCUACAAGAGCUCGAGGAGGACAUCCGGUCGUACGACACGCUAGAACACAACGACCGCAACAAAGAGUAUUGGUCAGCGCUGCUCUCUCUCUGCAUAGACCGGCGCCAGAAAUUGAAACCACAAGGGCCAGAAGGGCGGGCCGUGACCUCGGUGGCAUCUGAUGUCGACCGCAUUCUGAGUCCCAAGACACUCGAGCAACUCGAGGCAUUGGAGAAGCAGAUCAAGGCAAAACUUCGGUCCAACGAGCCGAUCGAUACCGAUUACUGGGAGGAGCUUCUGAAGAGCUUGCUGGUCUACAAGGCCAAGGCCAAGCUCAACAAGGUAUGCGCGGCGAUCAAGGAAGCCCGCGUCGAGCUGCUCCGAGAGACCGACCCUGAGAAGGCAGCGGCAUUGGAAGCGUCUGAUGGGUUUUCGAGUGCGGCCCCCAACAAUGCUCAAUCAUCGGGAACUUCCAAAGCCGUGGCCCGGCCGGCCGGUUCGACAGCCGGAGCUCCAAGCGUACCAUCUACCGCAUCCACCGCGCCGCCUCCGGGGACCGCCCGUUUUGCCUCAGCCAACGACGGUGACUUUUCCCAGGCGACCAAGGCCCUCUACGAUCGAGAGGUUGCCCGUGGAGUGGGCGAAGGCGAGGAGAUUUUUACCGCAGAAGAAGUUGUCCCCGGCAGCCAGAAGCCCCUCUGGGCCGACAAGUACCGGCCUCGCAAACCCCGGUACUUCAACCGCGUGCAGAUGGGUUAUGAAUGGAACAAGUACAACCAAACGCAUUACGACCACGACAAUCCGCCGCCCAAGGUGGUUCAAGGGUACCGGUUCAACAUCUUUUAUCCAGACCUCCUCGACAAGACCAAGGCGCCGACGUUCAAGAUCAUCAGGGAGCAUGGGCGUCGCAAGGGCGAAUCGUUCGCCCCCGCGGGUAAGGAGGAUACUUGCCUCAUCCGUUUCAUUGCCGGGCCGCCAUACGAGGACCUCGCCUUUCGUAUUGUGGAUCGAGAGUGGGAUUAUAGCGCAAAGAAAGAGCGCGGCUUCAAGAGUAGCUUUGACAAGGGCAUCCUGCAACUGCACUUCCAGUUCAAGAAGAUUUACUACCGCAAAUAG
Molecule: messenger RNA, 1503 nt
Organism: Dichotomopilus funicola
Lineage: Eukaryota; Fungi; Ascomycota; Sordariomycetes; Sordariales; Chaetomiaceae
Product: mid region of cactin-domain-containing protein
Exons: 3
Coding region: 1-1503 (500 amino acids)
Biological process (GO): mRNA cis splicing, via spliceosome
Cellular component (GO): cytoplasm; spliceosomal complex
Molecular function (GO): protein binding
Source: RefSeq, a predicted model, not a curated record